AUGCCACGAGAAAAAGGUAUUUUUUGGCUUGAAUACGAAUUAGUCAAAGAUAAUCCAAAUGAACCGGAAAAGUAUUGUUGCAAACAUUGUAAUACUAAAUAUGCUAAAAAUGCCUCAAGACUUCAAAAUCAUCUUGAAAAAUGCAUUAAUUACCAAAAAAAGUUAAUUGAAGAAGAAUUAAUAAAUACUAUGUCAAAUGAAUUAACCUAUAAACAUAGUGAAAGUGAUCAGAAGGAAUUGGAAAAUUUAUUAGCACGAGCUUUUUAUUCAGCUGGAAUGUCAUUUAAUAUUAUUGAAAAUGAAGAUAUCAAAGCUGUAUUUCAAAAAGAUAUUCCAUGGUUUAAGAUUCUAUCCCGAUAUCGUUUAUCAAAUACACUUUUAAAUCAAGAAUAUGUAAAAAUUAAACAACUUGUUGAAACAACAUUACAUCGACUUCAAAUAAAAGUUUAUAAUAAUCAUAUAUCUUUAUUACUUCCUGGAGAUACUCGAUGGGGAUCUGUAUUUUAUUCAGCAAAAAAUCUUCUAGAAACAAAGGCGGCUAUUCAAAGAAUAACAUUAGAAGAUAAUGUUAAAAUUUCUGAUGAAAUUAAAAAUUUAAUUUUAUCAGAUAAUUUUUGGUUUAAUCUUAAAAUUCUUUAUAAUUUUCUUUCGCCUUUUGCUAUUUUUUUAAAAAAAUUGCAAACUGAUCAACCUACUCUUUCAACUGUUUAUUCAGAGUUAUGUAAACUAAAAAUCUCUAUUUCUGAAAAUACUGAAAUUCCAAAUGACUUUAAAACUAAUUCAAUUAGUAAAGGAACAGAACGAUGGAAUAACUUUCUUUAUAAUCCGGUAAUUAUAUUGGCAUACAAACUCGAUUCUCAAUAUCAAGGCAAAACUUUAAAUCCAAAAAAGUGGGAUUUAAUUAUUGAAGAUGAAUUAAUACGAUUAGUAUCAAGUCAAGAUCAAGAAAUUAUAUUAAACGAAUAUGCAGAAUAUAUUGCUUUACGCAUAUUAUCAAUACCACCUACUUCAGCAGCUUGUGAAAGAAAUUGGUCAACUUUUGGCUUUAUACAUAAUAAACUGCGUAAUAGACUUAAUGAUCCAAAAGUAGAAAAAUGUGUUUAUAUUCAAUGGAACUUACGAAUUUUAAGAGAUCUGGGUCGAAUAGAUGAAUUAAAUAAAAAUAUAGAUUUUGUUGAAGAUUUGACAAUAGAUAAUGAAAAUUUAGAAGAAAAUGUAUUUGACGAUUUAUUUUCAGACAAUGAGUUAAUUACAUAUGAUGAAAAUGGAUGCAUAGAUAUUAGUAGUGAUUCAUAA
Dentiscutata erythropus is the source of this 1296-nucleotide messenger RNA. The record is from the annotation of a GenBank genome assembly. NCBI's taxonomy places the organism in Eukaryota, Fungi, Glomeromycota, Glomeromycetes, Diversisporales, Gigasporaceae.